CUUUGAGUUUCACAGCCUGCCCUGCUUGGUAAGACAGCCUUAUGCAAUGCACCAACCACAGAUUUCAAUGAGGGAUUACCACCCAAAAUGAUCAGCCCCGCCACUUUUCUAUUUCCUUUCAGCUGCAUCAUCAUCAAUCUUAUUUAUCGUCAUAUCUCUGAACCGACCGUCACGGGCUUCUUAUCCUGCAUCUACGAGAGAGGAGGUCUCUAAAUCACACCUUUUACGAUUCUAGCCCUGCAGACAAGUCAACGGGCUUGCAUCUGCAUCUAUGCUUGUCGCUAAUCCUUCCGGGCGCGACCGGUUCGCCCCGGAUUUCGAGACGAUUUACGAGUACUUCAAACACUCUCAUAGUUCCCAAGACGGCGUCUCCCAGAUGAAGAAGACGUGCAAACUGUCUACCAAAGAUGCUUGUAGCACUUACAUGAUCGGAACAGCUCAUGCAACUUUCACGGCGAACGGUCACGCGUGCUGCGCACCAGAACCGCCAGCCACGGGCUCAAGCUUCGAAACGCUCUGUGUCCACGUCAUUGCUCUCGAUGUCCUCCUACAAACUGCGUACGCGUUAUUGAACGAUCAACGUGCGUAUUCUUUUACGCCAGCUAGCUUUCCUUCUCAAUUUCCUGUCUGGUUAGACGGGUACCUAAAGACGCAUUAUGUUCAUGGCCUGAAUUAUCUCAAUCUCAACAAAGUCAAGACUGUCGCUAGACAAGACCAUACCAGCCCCUCGUACUUGACUAGUUCAAGUCAGUUGGGACACGCAAAUGCGCAGGACAACCCUCCGCUCGGGAUCCGAAUUACGAAUACCGAGCUGGCAUGCAAGCUCCAUGUUAGAUCGGACACAGGUAAUCCAUGCGUAGUUCUGAAUAUGCUUGGCAUCUCGCCAUUACAAAAAUUGUUGUUUCGUUACUGCAGAACUACCUUGAUUCUGUCAUGGAGGAAGAGGCACCAGACAUAUAGUCGAUGGAAUGAAUGUCCUGAGGGCCUCUACUACUCCAACCAUGGUUCGAACAACUUGAACAAAGAUCGAAAGAGCAAAAAUGGAGACAAAUCUAUCUCAAAUGAAAGUCAUGACUUCAAACGUGUGCCGUCGGCAUGGAGUGAAGGGCUUAUAUCGAAGGAAAAGAACACCAUCUGGAAACAACAAGGAAGUGAAGGGGUUCUUCAUUUGGAAGACGAACAAGACUUGAUCCAGGUUUUUAACUUGGAUACAGCUGGGCUUCAAGAAUAUAAGACUUCCGGCUUAGUGAAGGAUAUCUGGAUGGACAGAAAUUACUCAAUCCAGCUUGUAAUGCUCAAAGAGUCUAAUGGGGACGAUGUCGACUUCAUGUCGAUCCAGCAGGCCAAUGGCUCGGAAAGAAACGAGUCAGAACAGAAAGGAGACACCCACCAACAGCAAGGGCACUUGGAUGGAUAUUCUGUGUCCCAGGGAAAGAGAUCCAUAAGCUCGACAGAAUUUCAGGACAAUGAUGAUGUGAACGAUUCAGAGAGGGAUGGUGGUGGGUCUAAGGCUCCCGGUAAGAAGCGCGUUAAAUACAACGCGUCAAUGAGGUUUGCUUGUCCGUUUUAUAAGCACGAUCCCGAUAGAUACAAGGCCGCAAGAUCAUGUUGUGGGCCGGGAUGGGAAAGCGUUCACAGAGUCAAGGAGCAUAUAUUUAGAAGUCAUAGCGCGCCAGACUUUGUAUGUCAGCGAUGCUUUGAUGGUUUCAAGAGCCCUUCUUCACUCACUGCUCAUCUUCGCGACGAAGUACCAUGCAAAAUUCGACAGAGACCAAAACUGGCCUCAGCUAGUCAAGAGGCACUGCGUCUUCUUAGAUCAAGGUCAAAGAGGACGACAAAGUCUUUGACUGAGGAGGAAAAGUGGUGCAACAUGUACAAGAUCAUUUUCCCCAAUGACACACCAAUUCCGAGUCCUUAAAUGCGAUCACUACUUUUAAAAUUGAGUUUCACGGACGGCUCCUGGAGGAGCUUUCAUCAUCAAAGCUUGUAGAGCUUUCAUCACCGAAUAUGAUAG
Messenger RNA from Fusarium redolens, 2014 nucleotides. RefSeq lists its product as uncharacterized. The transcript is spliced from 3 exons. Bases 272 to 1918 code for a protein of 548 amino acids. NCBI's taxonomy places the organism in Eukaryota, Fungi, Ascomycota, Sordariomycetes, Hypocreales, Nectriaceae. The record is from RefSeq and is a predicted model, not a curated record.